This is a messenger RNA of Symbiodinium natans, 606 nucleotides long. The record is from the annotation of a GenBank genome assembly. Lineage: Eukaryota; Dinophyceae; Suessiales; Symbiodiniaceae.
AUGGCAAUGAUGCCCUUGACAUCUGAGACCUGGUGGAACUUCAUGCAGACGCACCACGCCUUUUUGGGCAUCCUGUAUUUCAACAAAGUCGACGAGGGGAAAGACUUCUCCUUGCUUGAGCGCCGUCUCUUCCUUGGGAUGGCCAUCUUCGCUGCCUGGUUCGGCGUGUACCUGAAGUACUUCUAUCUCCGACGGUGGAUCCCGAUGUUUUUUGAUGAGGUGCUGGACGACCUGCACCUCUUCCCUGGCGACUGGCUCGAGGACCACCUCGAUUCCGCCGUCUGCUCGGCGCUGGGCGGCGCCGUCGACUUGCUGUUGGGUAAGGAAAUCGUGCGCAGCGUGCUGAAAAAGGACUGGGAGACCAAGGGGGGAGUCAGAGGCUUCGCCUCGUCCCUGGCGACUGCGUACGCGGCGCUCCUGGUCGUGGGCGGCGUUGCCCACAUCUUCUACGUCAUGGUCUUGAAGCCGAAGCUGCAGUUCAAGCUCCUCUUGAAGUGGGUGAUCACCGUGGUGCUGAAGCUGUCGGUCGUGGAGACUGGCAUCCUCACGGUCAAGGCCUUGGCGGCAUCAAGAGGAGCCGCCAAAGAUGAAGCGAAGAAGACAUGA